AUGUCGUUGUCAUGUACUUUACUGUUCUACGAUCCAGAUGAAAAGCAUUCUGAAUUAUCAGUCGAGCAAAGCGUUCAAAUCUUUCGUGAUUUAAACAAAUUAUAUCGCUCAAUUUUACCCAAUGGACAAAUUUACUAUGUUCUCUGUUUAUGCUGUAACGACUUAUCCGCGAUGAUUGAACAAGUUAAAGGAUUAGAUACCGUAGUUGCAAUCUGGUCCUGUAAAGAGCAUUGUGGUUCUGAAAGUAAUCCCACGUUCAAUACAAAAGUGCGCGACGAUCUUUAUUUUUAUCCGAAUGGAUAUCGUCGUUACAAUUGGUUGUAUGAUGCUCACAAAAUUCUAUUCGAAGCAUAUCGACGGAGCAAAAAUAAGUGUGAAUACGAGAAAGAGAAAGAGAUACUAAAAGAAAUCAAGCGGCAAACAUCUUUGGAAUCGCAGAGUUCAGUGCAAUCUACUGAUCGAUCAGACGCAGAGAACGAAGAUGGCAUAGCUUUUGGCUAUGAAGCAGUCGACUAA
Messenger RNA from Adineta ricciae, 516 nucleotides. Lineage: Eukaryota; Metazoa; Rotifera; Eurotatoria; Adinetida; Adinetidae. The record is from the annotation of a GenBank genome assembly.